Gastrolobium bilobum is the source of this 1453-nucleotide messenger RNA. Its product is annotated as 3-oxoacyl-[acyl-carrier-protein] reductase 4. Gene Ontology annotation, molecular function: 3-oxoacyl-[acyl-carrier-protein] reductase (NADPH) activity; NAD binding. Gene Ontology annotation, biological process: fatty acid biosynthetic process. The coding region runs from base 170 to 1132 and encodes 320 amino acids. The transcript has 11 exons. The record is from RefSeq and is a predicted model, not a curated record. Lineage: Eukaryota; Viridiplantae; Streptophyta; Magnoliopsida; Fabales; Fabaceae.
UUGUUUGCAUCGCCCGCUCAUUAGCUGCAUUCUCACUCUCCGGAGCCCCCAAAGCACUAACAAAAACGCAACCGAAUUCAGUUUUAAAAACCGCAAACUACUGUCACUCUGAUUCAUAUUCUCUCUGGCUUCUUCCAUUUUCGCUUUUCGUAGCUUUUUCGUAUCAAUCAUGGCUUCUCUUGCCGGAUCCAAUUGCGUCGCUUUCCGAACCGCCAACUUCGGCGCCUCCGGUAACCGGAAAAUUGGUCAGAUCCGGCAAUGGUCUCCGAUUAUGACUCAGCGCCGUCUCCUUUCUGGUGUUCGUUACGUUUCGAAUACUUCGUUUAGCUCCUCCGGUGUGAGAGCACAGGUUGCUACACUGGAGGAAGCGGGAACUGGAGCAGCUCAGAAAGUGGAAGCGCCGGUUGUAGUAGUAACCGGAGCCUCCAGAGGUAUUGGCCGAGCAAUUGCACUGUCGUUGGGUAAAGCAGGUUGCAAGGUCCUGGUUAACUACGCAAGGUCAUCCAAGGAAGCCGAGGAGGUUUGCAAGGAGGUUGAGGCACUUGGUGGACAAGCUCUUACAUUUGGUGGAGAUGUUUCUAACGAGGCUGAUGUGGAGUCUAUGAUUAAAACUGCAACUGAUGCUUGGGGAACUGUUGAUGUAUUGAUAAACAAUGCAGGAAUAACUAGAGAUGGUCUAUUAAUGAGAAUGAAGAAAUCUCAAUGGCAGGAUGUUAUCGAUCUAAAUCUCACUGGUGUUUUUCUUUGCACACAGGCAGCGGCCAAGAUUAUGAUGAAGAAGAAAAAGGGGAGGAUAAUCAAUAUUGCAUCAGUUGUUGGUUUGGUUGGCAAUGCUGGACAAGCCAAUUAUAGUGCUGCAAAAGCAGGAGUAAUUGGCCUGACAAAAACUGUUGCAAAGGAAUAUGCUAGCAGAAGCAUCACUGUUAAUGCAGUUGCCCCAGGGUUUAUCGCAUCUGACAUGACUGCCAAGCUAGGAGAAGACAUUGAGAAAAAGAUUUUGGAGACAAUCCCGUUAGGAAGAUAUGGCCAACCAGAAGAAGUUGCUGGACUGGUGGAAUUCUUGGCUCUGAGUCAUGCUGCCAGUUACAUCACUGGACAGGUUCUCACCAUUGAUGGAGGUAUGGUGAUGUAAAUCAGCAAUCCGAGCUUCUGCACUUCAGUCGGAGUUCAUCCUAAUGGCUUUCAACUGCUGCUGUACUGUGUUAGUUAUAUCCUUGCUGAGUUUUGCUUAAGCUAGUUCUACCUUGUCUUUAUGUAGUAGAAUCUUAGUUAAGCUUAUUGAUGAAAUCAAAGGUGUUUUGCAAGCUUCUUCUUGGGCUGUGUUCCACAUCUUGCUGCAUUUUGAUGAAUGCUUGUGGUCAUGUACGCAUGUUAGCAGAAUAGGCAUAAUUCUUAUAUUUUACGCAAUUUAGCCACAUUGAGCUUUAGCUUUCCUUGUUGGAUGUGCUGUGCG